This is a messenger RNA of Balearica regulorum gibbericeps (East African grey crowned-crane), 1369 nucleotides long. The record is from RefSeq and is a predicted model, not a curated record. NCBI's taxonomy places the organism in Eukaryota, Metazoa, Chordata, Aves, Gruiformes, Gruidae.
UUUAAGGUGGAAGAGAUGGUACAAAACCAUAUGACAUACUCCUUGCAAGAUGUAGGAGGAGAUGCCAAUUGGCAGCUAGUGGUAGAAGAAGGAGAAAUGAAGGUAUACAGAAGAGAGGUAGAAGAGAAUGGAAUAGUGUUAGAUCCUUUGAAAGCAACCCACGCUGUUAAAGGGGUAACAGGGCAUGAAGUUUGCCACUACUUCUGGAAUGUUGAUGUUCGUAAUGACUGGGAAACAACAAUUGAAAAUUUCCAUGUUGUGGAAAAUUUAGCUGAUAAUGCAAUCAUCAUUUACCAGACACAUAAGAGGGUGUGGCCAGCUUCUCAAAGGGAUGUCCUCUAUUUGUCUGCCAUCAGAAAGAUACCAGCAUUCAGUGAAAAUGAUCCGGAAACAUGGAUUGUGUGCAAUUUCUCUGUGGAACAUGACAGUGCUCCUCUGAACAAUCGCUGUGUCCGUGCCAAAAUAAAUAUUGCUAUGAUUUGUCAGACUUUAGUAAGCCCACCAGAGGGGAACAAGGAAAUAAGCAGAGACAACAUCCUAUGCAAGAUUACAUAUGUAGCUAAUGUGAACCCAGGAGGAUGGGCGCCAGCAUCAGUGUUACGGGCGGUGGCAAAACGAGAAUAUCCAAAAUUCUUGAAGCGUUUUACGUCAUACGUGCAAGAGAAAACAGCAGGAAAGCCUAUUUUAUUCUAGUAUUAGCAGCAAUCGGAACAAGACUGGGUGAGCAUUCCACGUGGGAGAAGUGACCAUGCAUAGAGCACUCCAUGUUGGAACGAAGGAUCUACAGUCUUUUUAUGGCCCAAGUUCUAGGCUUUGUAUACUGAAGUGAAGAAGUGUUGCAACACCAUGAGGCUGAAUAUUUAACACUAGCUCUCUCCUGCUAACUUCUCUUGCUGAAUCAGUGUGUAAUUAUAAAUACAUGUAUUGAUAACAUGUAGAUGGCUCUAUUUUUAUUUGCUUGCUUUAGAAGAGGAAGAAUGCCUACAACUUGGAAUCACCAAUGUGGGUUACUGAUUUAAUUUUAAACAAGUUGCAGAAUUUCACUGUCAACCUUCCUAAGAUACUAGUGCAGUUUUUGUGCAUGUCUAAAAAGCACAAAAGACAAACGCAUAUAUAGGAUACUGUAUGUGCUUUAUAUGCACAGAAAUCUAUGUGGUAUUUUGGGGGAGAGAGUGACUUCAGUAAAGCCUAGGUGACUUAUUGGCAGGUUUUGUUUUGCUUUGUAGAAUCAUAGUUCAUUGCUGCUGGUUUCUAUAACAAAUCAUCUUGUUACAUAAAAUGUCCAUUAAUAACUGAGGGCUGUUGAUAUCCUUAUGACUUUGCCUUUUCUAUUGUCUUACUCUUAUGAUGAUCUUUGGUUCAGAAGGAG